This is a messenger RNA of Daldinia caldariorum, 4072 nucleotides long. RefSeq names its product ARM repeat-containing protein. Gene Ontology annotation, biological process: protein import into nucleus. Bases 470 to 3538 code for a protein of 1022 amino acids. Gene Ontology annotation, cellular component: nuclear envelope; cytosol. The record is from RefSeq and is a predicted model, not a curated record. Gene Ontology annotation, molecular function: small GTPase binding. The transcript is spliced from 6 exons. Lineage: Eukaryota; Fungi; Ascomycota; Sordariomycetes; Xylariales; Hypoxylaceae.
GACAACUUUAUGAAAUAAAGGUACCUUAUAUACCUUAGGUACAAUACGCACAGUUUAGCAUUUUAUGUGACGCGACUGCCACCCCUCGAAAACAACUAGAGUUCCAUUUAACUUUUCUUUACUGCUUUUCGACCUAACGCGUCACGCUAACUUUUUGUAGUGGUAUCGGACUUGUCAAACCACUGGCACUCGACUACCAUUUAAAUCGUCGUCACACCUGCGGCCGUCCCACUUUCGUCCCGCAACUAUUUUGACCGCUUUCAGACCAGGCAAAAUAGAAAUAGAACCGUUUUCUGUCGAGGCAACUAUCGAAGCCCACUAUCGAGAGACAACAAAACCCCACAUUGUUUGUCGACAACAACAAUAAUAACAACCCCAACCGCAACCACCACAAUAAUAAAUAUUCGAGGCUUGUUCUAAUAACCACCUUAAUCUGACUGGAUCGUAACGAGGAAUCGAGCCACCGACAAUGGAGGACCAACUCGUCCAGGUCCUCGCCAAUACUCAGCUGGCUGCCGAAGGUCCUAGAAAGCAAGCAGAGCUCGACCUGAAGCAUGCAGCUAGUAAUCCCGCAUUUCCCCUAUCUCUUGCGAAUAUAGCCCAACAUACGUCUAUUUCCGUAGACAUUCGACAGGCUGCUCUGUUUGCUUUGCGACUCUUCAUCGAGAGAAACUGGAGCGGGGAGAACGACGAUGGCCCCGCCAUCCCUAUCGCCGAUGCUGUCAAGGAUCAGAUUCGACCCUCGGUUCUCGAUAUUGCCUUGAACUCGGACGAUAGAAAGAUCAAAAUUGCCGCCAGUUAUUCAGUCGGAAAGAUCGCUAAUAUUGACUUCCCCGAGCUAUGGCCUUCGCUUCUCCCCACCUUACUCGAGAUAAUUCCGAAUGGCAACGACAACCAGCUUCACGGUGCUUUAAUAGUCCUCCGCGACUUGGUCGAGGAGAGCCUGAGUGAUGACCAAUUCUUCUCUAUGGCACGAGAUAUCGUCAAGGUCGUAUACGAUGUCGCCAUCAACGAAGGCCGAAAACCUGUCUUACGUGCUCUUGCUGUCUCCGUCUUUCGUGGCUGCUUUGACCUCAUGGAUACUGUUAAAGAAGAACACCCCAAGGAAGUUCAGGCGUUUGCAGACGAGGCAAUGAAGGGAUGGUUUCCUUUCUUCCACCAGGUUAUGAAGCUGAGACUCCCUAGCUUAGAGCCUCAGUCAUCUGUACAGCCUGAUGCGUGGAAUGGAAUAAUCGCUCUCAAGCUGCAGGUUGUGAAAUGUCUUCUCAAGCUCAAAUACGUUUUCCCAAGCCUCCUACUACCCGAAACGCCGCAUUACUUUCAGGCUAUCUGGGAAGAACUGCUACUCCUCGAACCCGCCCAUGAACAACUGUAUAUUGAGAACGACGCCCAAGGCAGGCUAGAAGACUCCGAUGGUCUUCCUUACACCUUGGACUUCCUAGUUCUAGAGGAAUUAGAUUUCCUAAACGGUUGCUUGCGUGCCCCACCUGUAUGCAAGGAGCUAUCAAAUCAGUUGGCAUCGUACGCUUCUGCGCAUGAAACACCGUGGGUGCUGGAACUCAUGCAGCUAGCCACCUCUUAUGCGCUUAUUACUAGAGAAGAGGAAGAGUUAUGGGACAUAGAUGUCUCCCUCUACCUUGCAGAGGAGCAGUCCGUGAGCGCCAACUACACCCCUAGAACUGCUUGCGGAGAUCUUCUCAUUAAGCUCGGUGAAUGGUUAAGCCAGCAGGCCUUGGAAGGACUCUUCGCUUAUACGAAGAGCCUAUUUGUCGAAAAUGCGCCAUGGAGAAGACAAGAGGCUGCUCUUUACUUGCUUAACCAGCUUGUGAAUGAUUUCUUAGAAGUCGGCAAAAUCGUACCUCCGGAGAUCGGUCAGGCGUAUCUUGAACUCGUAACCUAUGCUAUUAACCGUUCCGGGGAACCGUUACUACGGGGCCGUGGCUAUCUAGUUGCUGGCGUGCUAGCCCAAUGUGAUGGCAUAGCAGUUGGGCUUCUAGACCGGACGAUCCAGGCUAUCGCAGCGGAGCAAUCUGAGCUGGUGCAGGUUGCUUGCAUCAAGGCAGUCGAAGGAUUUCUCCAGAGCGGGAACAGUGCCGGUAACCAAGUGGUUCAAGCGAAUGUGGUCAAUGCUAUCUCUCAAUGGAUGUCUGCCAGGGAUAUGUCCGAACUUGAGCAGGCGGAUGACUUGCUUGUCACGCUCACCGAAACUCUACGAGCUGCUAUCAAUAUCGACAAACGAGUUGCCGUAUCCAACGAUGUUCCUGCCUUGGAUUUACUGUUCCUUAUUGCCAAGCAUGGCUCGACUAAUUGGCAGGUUACUAUGCUCAUUUGCGAGGAGUUUGAGGACAUCGUUAAAACAAUGCCAGACCCAGUCUCAUACCAAGCGCUUUGCCAGAAAGUUCUCCCUACACUAAAUGGAGCAUUCAACGUUGCCGAUAUUACUUCAGACAACCCACUCAUCACGUUCGCAACCGAAUUAAUGGCCGCCCUCACUCAGUAUGCGUCGGAGCCAUUACCUCCUGGUUUUGUAGCAGCUACGUUGCCUAAGCUGAGCCGCCUGCUCAUGGAGAGUAAAGAAGGCGACAUUUUAAGGCCGGGUGCUGAAUCCGUCAAAUAUCUUUUGGCACAUGACCACGAGCAGGUGCUCAACUACCAUGACGAGAACAAUAGGUCUGGUCUCGAGGUCUGCCUACAUAUCAUUGACCGAUUGCUAGGGCCCUCGAUAGAGGACAACGCGGCCUCUGAAGUUGGUGGCCUUGCAGCCGAACUUGUGGAAAAAGCAGGCCACGAACGACUUGGCCCAUUCUUACCGCAACUUUUACAGGCGGUUGCCAACCGGCUGGCCUCGGCUGAGGCCGCUGGGUUUAUCCAGUCCCUUAUCCUGGUCUUUGCUAGACUUUCUCUAGUUGGUGCUCAGGACGUUGUCGCAUUCCUCAGCACUAUUCAGAUCAACGGGCAAAGUGGUCUACAGGUUGUCUUAAGCAAGUGGCUGGAAAAUUCAGUCAACUUUGCGGGAUAUGACGAAAUCAGACAGAACGUGAUUGCUCUGUCCAAGUUAUUCAGCCUGAAUGAUCACCGUAUCCUUCAGACGACAGUGAAGGGUGACCUGAUCACACCUGCAAGUGAUAGGAUCAUGACUAGAUCCCGUGCUAAGCAAACCCCGGAUGAAUAUACCGCGAUCCCUGCCCCGUUAAAGAUCCUCAAGGUUCUAAUUGAAGAACUCCUCUCGGCAUCAGGGGUGAACAGUGCCGCUAACACCGCUGCUGCGGUGGCUGCCGCUGAAUUUGCCGAUGACGACGACGAUGAUGGUUGGGAGGAUGACCCAGACACAUUGGACCUCAACCUUGGUAGCGUGAAGAACGAUUUAAUGGGCUACCUAGAAGCCAACAACAUGCGUCGUCGGGAUGACGAGACCCAAGCUUACCUCAUAGAAUUCUUCCACAACGCAGCGCGCGACAAUAUUGCUGGAUUUGGAGAAUGGUACAACCAACUGAACGAGGACGAGAAGUUGAAACUGAACGAACUUUCGGCGCAAUAGACUUAUGCCUAAGCGAUACCCAAUGCGGCAGGGAUUUCAAGAAGAAUUUCCGGAGGAUACCUAAUAGUCGAUAAUCAAGUUCGCAUUGUGAAGUUGAGAGAGGUGCUUAACUAGUCGCAAGGUGUUCUUUACAAUUCCAUACCUAGGCAAUCAAAAGAAUUGCAAAAGAUCGGAUAUAUCCCCCUUCAGUAUAAUAUGGAUUCAGUCGACUGGGUGUACCUAGGUAGUGGUAGCAGAGGUGGAAAUGCGUAUUUGGGUACAGUAUGCAAUUACUAGUAAAUUAAUGCAUUGUCGCCGGCUGUCUUAGGUAGCUUGAGGGGGGGGGAUUACCUAGAGAGACGAGGUUUCUGCCUGGGAAAAGAAAGAAGAAAUGACAGAGAACGAGAACGAGAAGGAGAAAAGAGGGUGAGGAUGAGGAAAAGACGGAAAAGACGGAAAAGAAAAGAAAAGAAAAAUAUGAGCCGUAAGUAGGUACCUACCUCUUAUAAAAAGAACCAACGAUGAAUUUUAUAUCCUCUUACCUUUUGCUAUUGA